Molecule: messenger RNA, 1155 nt
Organism: Saxophila tyrrhenica
Lineage: Eukaryota; Fungi; Ascomycota; Dothideomycetes; Mycosphaerellales; Extremaceae
Exons: 2
Coding region: 1-1155 (384 amino acids)
Biological process (GO): proteolysis
Molecular function (GO): tripeptidyl-peptidase activity; serine-type endopeptidase activity
Source: RefSeq, a predicted model, not a curated record
AUGAAGACGCUCUCUUCGCUUGGCCUUUGGGCCACUCUCUUGUUAGCUUUCUCAUCAACCGAAGCCAUUGGAACGCCUCACGAGAAACGAAUGACACCUUUGCACGAUGUGGUCGCUCGAAGGCGGCUCCACGAGCGUACCGUACUGCCCAUGAGGAUAGGCCUGAAGCAGAACCCAGAAGCACUUGCAAAGGCCGAAGCAUGGCUUAUGAGUAUCUCCAAUCCCGCCUCGAAGGACUACGGCAGCUCUUGGUCUCAGGACGACAUUGUUGAAGCCUUCGCACCUUCCGACGAAGCUAUUAGCAACGUUACGGGCUGGCUACAUUCGGCAGGCGUAUUGGACUUCACUCACAGCGACAAUAAGCUCUGGAUUGCAUUUGAAGCCUCUUCGGACUUUGCAGAGUCACUUUUACAAACCCAGUACGAGGCCCACACUCUGGCUGAUGGAUCUCUGCAAGCUGCCUGCAACGAGUACCACCUACCAGAACAUGUCAGACAAUAUGUGGACUACGUGACCCCCGGAGUCAAAGGAAGCGAGAUCGUUCCUCGACGUCGUCUUCCCGCCAAGAGACAACCAAACGUUCGCAACAUCUCCGCCGUACAGCUACUGGGCCUGCAGUUGGAGCAACGGCCAAGAACUCCUCCAGCCUUGAGGACUGUCAUGACCUUGUUACUCCAGCUUGCAUUAGGGCGCUGUAUGAUCUUCCGCUUGCGGAUCCAUAUGAGGCAGUCAGUUGCAACAACUCGCUGGCUGCGAUACAAGCAGAUCAACGGCACCCAAGACUUCCCGGCACUCAGGAACAACAGCACUUUCGAUCAGCCUUACGUCUUUGAGCAGUUAGAAGCCGACCUCGAUGUAGCCUGCGCCUUACCCAUCGUCUAUCCUCAAAACAUCACCAUGUUCCAGACUCCCUACUCUUCUCACGCCACAAGGAACACCACCCUCGCCGAGAUCACCCGUAACGACACCGACAGCAUGAACACCUUCCUCGACGCCAUCGACGGCUCUUACUGCAAGUACAAAGAUCAGACCAGCCCGACGGGAGGUAAACUCGAGUGUGGCAUCUUCAAGCCCCCAAACGUCCUCUCCAUCUCAUACGGAUGGUACGAACGCGACUAUCCGCCAAUGUGGCAGGAGCGGCAGUGUAACGAGUAA